Melampsora larici-populina 98AG31 is the source of this 711-nucleotide messenger RNA. RefSeq lists its product as uncharacterized. The record is from RefSeq and is a predicted model, not a curated record. NCBI's taxonomy places the organism in Eukaryota, Fungi, Basidiomycota, Pucciniomycetes, Pucciniales, Melampsoraceae. The transcript has 4 exons. The coding region runs from base 1 to 711 and encodes 236 amino acids.
AUGAGAUCAAACGAUGCGAACGAUGAGGAAGAAGGGACGCUCGGCACAUGUCGUGCACGACAUCAGGUUUCAAAGUCUUUUCACCUUGGAUCCAAUUACGAUAAUCUACCAAGUGUCAAUCAACUUGGACAUCGAUCAUUCGCUCCUGCUUUAUCAUCAUCAUCGUUGUCAAUUACUUCAUCUUCUAGACCCCCAUUACCAUCUUCUUCUUUAACCUCUUUAUCAAACCCAACCUCAUUGAAACCGGCGACUGAAAAAACAGUUGAUCUUGAUUCUUAUUUUUUGGAUCUAGACGGUGAAAAAGAUUAUCAUAUACUCCACGCAAUCUCUAAAUUAAGAACUGGUUUAAAUGAUCGAAGUUCACGGACCAACUACAUUCAUCUCGAUCAAAUUUCUAUUUUUAAUGAAACCAAGGAGAAAAGUCUUGAAAUUGCAUUAGGAUUAAAAGAAGUGGUGGUGGAAGAAGAGGCAGAUCAAGAAGAAGAAUGGAUCCACAGUGAAUGGAAAGCUCUAAUCGGAAAACAAAAGGUCGAAUCAACUGAUAUUCGCAAGUUGAUCUUAUCUCGUAAAGUUUUACAACCGAUCGAUUUGAAAGAAUGGUUAGAUUCACCUUUAAUGUAUGAUUUACCCGAUUUAAGUCUUGGAGUUUUAUUACGAUUGGAUCCAUUAGCUUCCGGUACUACUCCACUCCCUACGGUUUCGCAAUUGUAA